This is a messenger RNA of Copidosoma floridanum, 2508 nucleotides long. It is a transcript of the gene tgo, whose product is annotated as Aryl hydrocarbon receptor nuclear translocator homolog tgo. Gene Ontology annotation, cellular component: nucleus; cytoplasm; transcription regulator complex. Gene Ontology annotation, biological process: regulation of DNA-templated transcription. Gene Ontology annotation, molecular function: protein dimerization activity; DNA-binding transcription factor activity. NCBI's taxonomy places the organism in Eukaryota, Metazoa, Arthropoda, Insecta, Hymenoptera, Encyrtidae. The record is from RefSeq and is a predicted model, not a curated record.
UGCUGGGGGCAGCGCGUAAAAACACAGUAUCCAUAUAGGUCUAUGAAUACGUUAUUUAUUGGAUCACGUGUCAAGUGUACUAUUUAUCGAUAAAAAGUGAACGACAUUAUAUCAUAAACAAAAAUUAAAGGUUGUGAUCGAUGAUACAGCGGUGGUUAUUGUGAACAGAGUCCGGCUGCAGGGCUUGAGCGAGCGAGAGAGAGAAGAGUGGGCCUUUCUCCCGCACACGCAACCCAGGCUGAAUGUUCAUCCAAAUGUCUGCGAUCGCCCAUUCUAUGCCAGGUAGCAACCCGAGCAGUCUGACGCAGAAACGAAACGACAGUAUUGGAUCCGAUGAGGACGACCCGAGCUCGGGCAAGUACAGAAGAAUGGACGACGAAAACGUGCAGGACAAGGACCGCUUCGCCAGCAGGGAAAACCACUGCGAGAUCGAGAGACGCCGGCGCAACAAGAUGACAGCCUACAUAACCGAGCUCUCGGACAUGGUGCCGACCUGCUCGGCGUUGGCCCGCAAGCCCGACAAGCUCACCAUACUCCGCAUGGCUGUCGCCCACAUGAAGGCCCUCAGAGGUACGGGAAACACGAGUAACGACGGGACGUACAAGCCAUCCUUUCUCACGGACCAAGAGUUGAAGCAUCUAAUCCUAGAGGCAGCAGAUGGUUUUCUCUUCGUGGUCAACUGUGACACCGGCCGUAUCAUAUACGUUUCGGACUCGGUGGGCCCGGUGCUCAACUACUCGCAGAGCGACUGGUACGGCACUAGUCUGUACAAUCAGGUGCAUCCGGACGAUGUGGAGAAGGUGCGCGAACAGCUGAGCACCUCCGAGCCCGACCACGCUGGGAGGGUGCUUGAUCUCAAAACCGGCACUGUCAAGAAAGAGGGCCAUCAGUCUUCAGUGAGACUGAGCAUGGGCUCGAGGCGUGGCUUCAUCUGUCGCAUGAAGGUGGGAAAUCUGCAGACGAGCGGUGACAUGGCCGCUGCGCACGGUCUUCAGCGUAUGAAGCAGCGCAACUCGCUGGGACCACCAGGACGCGACGGUCAAAACUUUGCUGUCGUUCAUUGUACUGGUUACAUUAAAAAUUGGCCCCCUACUGGCGAUUUUGUGUCCCCAUGUAUCCCCGCAGGUGUGGGCAUGGCUGAUCGUGGCGGCGUUCAAGGUGGACCCAACAACGUCGGUGACGAUGGUGCUAAUUCUCACUACUGUCUCGUCGCCAUUGGACGGCUCCAGGUCACCAGCACACCCAAUACGAACGAUUUGGCUGGAUCUAGUAGUAAUAACGAAUUUAUUUCUCGUCACUCUGUAGAAGGUAAAUUUACCUUCGUGGACCAGAGGGUAGGCACGAUUUUAGGAUAUACACCGUCUGAUCUUCUUGGCCAUCCAUGCUAUGAGUUCUUCCAUCCUGAGGAUCAUACUCACAUGCGGGAAAGCUUUGAACAGGUUUUGAAGCUGAAGGGCCAAGUUUUAUCUGUCAUGUAUAGAUUUAGAGCAAAGAACCGUGACUGGGUUUGGCUUAGAACUUCAGCGUUUUCUUUUAUCAAUCCAUACUCUGAUGAGGUCGAAUAUAUCAUUUGCACAAAUACGACAGCCAAAUCUCUGCAUGGAGGUAAUAGUGAAGGUCAAAGUCAGGGAGAGAACGAUGUUGUAAAUGCCUAUGGUCAACCUGGAUUGGAUUACACUCUGGAUCGACAUCCGGCUCGAAACCCCAUGUAUCCAACCGCGACCAGCCAUCACAUGAUGCAACAUCCACCGGGUAUGCCUGGCACGGUACCUCCAGCUCCACCAGCACCUCAACAGGCUAGACCUCCUAGCACUCAAAAUGUGUAUCCGAGUUACGAGACAACGCAAUCACCAAUAGCUUAUGGCUCUCCUGGCCAGCAAAAUACCAAUUCGUCGGUAAUGAACCGAAUUCAAAAACCAACUACGAAUACGUCACCCACACCUGUGGUUCAACAGUCAACCGGCAAUUGGUCGAAUAUUGGACGCCAACAACCCGUGUCAUGCGAAGGUUACCAAUACACUCAAUCAAGUCCGUCUAGAUCUCCAAGUGGACCUACGUACACGCAGUUGAAUAGUGGAGCUAGAACGCCAGUGUCCCAGCAAUACCACGCAGUCACAACAGUGCCUAACAACAAUACAGGAAUGUGGAGCUGGCAGGGACAACAGCAACACCAAGGCCCUCCUCAAGACGCCAAUGGACAGCCUACUGCUCAAGUUGGUGGUCAGCCUCAAGCUACUCAUCCUCAAGCAACUGGAGCACCUGCCCCACAGACUCAGGAGCUAAGUGACAUGCUACAGAUGCUUCAAGAUCAAGAACUCAGUAUGUUUAAUACCACCUUUGAAUGAGCGCGUGGACUAAUUUGAGGAUAAUUAUUAAAUAAACUUUUUAUUGUGUUCAAGUUAUUCAAGUGAUAAAGGAAAAGGAUAACUUGAAAAUGUUUUAAACACAACGGGCACUAUUAUUGUGUUGUAAAAGAGGCAAGCUCAAAAAUCUCUUUGUUUCGUCUCU